AUAUCUUAAUGGUAUUUUGCUCAUUUGCAGGUAAUGUUAGCCUGGGUUACUCGUAUAAAGUACACAGUAGGUAUGUAUCUGAAUAUAAAUACAGCUUACAGAGUGACUAGAUAGUGGAUUUAAAUACAGGUCCAGGGGUGAACUGGGACUGGGAUGCUGCCACACACACCAAAAAAAUCAUGGAGAUUUUUCUUUGAUGUGAGGGUGAGUGAGUGGGUAGAUUUGAAGCUGACAGUACAAAGGACAAAAACAAAGAUAUUUGAUAUACAUGAAAGGAAAGGUUAGAGGAAUGCAGGCAAGGGCGCAAGUGCAGGUAGACAGGUCUUUAAAAAUCUAGGCACUCAAAACAACACUGUAAUCCAGAAACAAGGUACAAGUACAAAAAAGGUCAGGAAAUCAACAAAUAACAUUAAUUAGAUGAAACAAAAGCAGGACAAGAAAACAAAAAACAGGGACCACAAGGAAAUCAGGUAUCAAAAGGCUUCAUAAUGACAGGUGAAAUAUAACACAGAGAAUAUCUUGAAAAAUUAGAGUGCUUAGAUGCUGUUUAUAUUGUGUGAGGGUGUUUGAGUCCAUAAGCGAGUGAAAUAAGCAGUUAAGUGAAUGUAAAUGUGUCUAUAAUGAAUGUGCAUUGUGGUCAUUGCCAACAUGAUGUAGACAUGGCAGAGGUUGAGCAUGAAUUACAGAAAAUUACAUGAAAAUACUAGGGGAUGAUAGUCCAAUUUCAGACUCAGGGAGGUGCAAUAGGUUCUCCAUGAAGUCUUGCCACCUUUCUCCUGAGGUGAAUUUGGCCCUCCAGUCUCUCACAAUGGAGACUGUCUUCUGGAAUGCCAAUGUACCUGAAGACAGAAAUGAAAAUGAGACAUGCCCUAUCAAAAGUUGAUUUUAGACUGGGGAAAGGUAUUAAGUGGAGAGACAUGAGAAAUCUAUCUAUACUUACUGGAACACCGUGUUUUUUCUGUCAAGUGAGAGCAUGAUAUUUAAGGUGUUGUUAGUGGUAUGAGUUUUCAUCACUGGCAGGGUGCAAGGUAUGUUAGCACUUUAGUACUUUAUUACAUUUUAGCAAAUUUAGGAAUGUCUUAAUAUACACCGACCAGGCAUAAGUUUAUGGCCACCCGUCAGACAUAACAUUAUGACCACCUGCUUAAUAUUGUGUUGGUCCCCCUUUUGCUGCAAAAACAGUUCUGAUCCAUCAAGCAUUAACAGCAUUAACUUUCUGAGCAAUUCCAGCUACAGUAGCCUGCCUGUUGGAUUGGACCACACCGGCCAGCCUUUGCUUCCCACGUGCAUCAAUGAGCCUUGGUUGCCCAUGGCACUGUUGCUGGUUCACCACUGCUUCUUUCUUAAACCGGUUUUGAUAGAUAUUGACCACUGCAGACAAGGAACACCCCUCAAGAGUUGCAGUUUUAGAGAUGCUCUGACCCAGUCGUCUAGUCAUCCCAAUUUAGCCCUUCUUAAACUCACUCAAAACUUGUCCAUUUAUCCUGCUUCUAACACAUCAACUUUAAGGACAAAAUGUUCACUUGCUGCAUAAUAUAUCCCACCCACUAACAGGGGUCAUGAUGAAAAAAUAAUCAGUGUUAUUAACUUCACGGCUCAUAAUGUUAUGCCUGGUCAGUUUACGUAUUUUUCCAGAAUUCACCAUUAUUUUCCUUGGAAAAUUUGUUGCAUCGUGUGAGUGCCGAGGUGCCCCAUGGCAGAGUAUGGGCUAGGGUGAUUAGCUUGUCAUGAAACGCUGAUGGUAAGAACCUUCUCCCAACUAGGCACUGCUUGGGGAUUCUUACAGCUGAAGCACUCUCAAUCUCCUUGUCAAGCUUCCAGAGGAGUCAAUUUACUGUUACACACCACACAAUUUCACACGUGACCAGGCCCUCUAUGCCAGAGGUUACUGCUGGACAGAGCUACGUGAUGCUAUCCCCGGCGUGGAUCCUGAACUCCGUCCUUCUCUUUUUGAGCAUAAGUUCCUGCCCUAUGCUCUGCUUGCAUUUGCUGGAAUCAUGUAUAUUCCAGCAUUAGGGUGGGAGUUUCUUGCAUCCACACGCCUUACCUCUGAACUCAACUUUCUCCUUCAAGAGAUUGACAACUGCUACCACCGUGCAGCUGAAGGUAGAGCGCCCAAGAUUGAGAAGCAGAUCCAGUCCAAAGGGCCUGGGAUAAGUGAACGUGAGCGGCGUGAGAUUAUCGAGAAUGCAGAGAAGGAGAAAAGCCCAGAGCAGAAUCUUUUUGAAAAAUAUUUAGAGCGGCGAGGGCAAAGUAACUUUCUAGCCAAGCUUUAUCUAGCCAGGCAUUUAGCCAUCAUUUGUCUUAGUUCCAUUCCCAUCACUUACCUGAGCACAUACUAUGCUCGGCAGCGACAAAAUGAGUUCACCUGCAUGCUGGGUGAGCCACCUGACAUCAGCAGCAUCCCUGAAUUGCGCCUCAAUGUGAACUGCAAACUGCCGGCUGUGCAGCUCCAGCGCAUUAUGGCUGCUGUGGACAUUUCACUACUCUGCACCGUGAACCUCAUCAUUUUAGUUAAUCUUUUGCAUCUGUUUGUGGUGCGCAAAUCCAACUUUGUUUUCGACAAGUUGCACAAAGUUGGCAUCAAGACUCGGCGGCGUUGGCAGAAGUCUCAGUUUUGCGAUAUCAACAUCCUGGCCAUGUUUUGUAAUGAAAACCGGGACCACAUCAAGUCUCUAAACAGGCUGGACUUCAUCACAAAUGAGAGUGACCUUAUGUAUGACAAUGUGGUGCGGCAGCUAUUGGCUGCAUUAGCACAGUCAAACCAUGAUGCCACACCGACUGUUAGAGACUCUGGAAUUCAGACAGUUGACCCCAACAUGGAUCCUUCUGUACUGGGGGUUGGAGAAAUAGAAGUAGAGACAGUUAUCAAAAGACCACGAAAAAAGAUGAAGUGGAUCCCUUCAUCUAACCCUCUUCCACAACCAUUUAAAGAACCUCUAACUCUGACCCGGUUGGAUAGCAGCAUGAAAGCAGAAAAACCUAAACCUGUGCGAAGGAAGACCGUAGCAGACACCAUCAUUGCUCCUAUACUAGACACCAAGAGCACACAGCAUCCUCCUAAGGUAUGUGUGAUGACCUGGGAAAACCCAUUGUAUGUUGCUUUUUCCAAGCUAAUAGAUGACAUUACUUUCAAAACCAACAACGGGACAGAGAAAAAGCACACUCGUAAUUUCUCCUUGGAUGUCCAUCCAUACAUGUCGACCAUCCAAAAGCCGAAAUCAGAAAUGAAUAAUCCCCAACCUCCAGCUGCUGACCAUCCUCUGGACACUACAAACAUCGAGGGCACACACACUGUAAUCCAUGUCUCCUCAACACUUACUGAAAAGAAUGACCCUCCUACUCAAUCCACCACCAGUGCAUUUUCCACCGUGACCCUGUCCACCACCUCUUAUAUGAAUGGAAGAACAUCUACUUUGCCUCCUUCUGAAUCACCUAAAACCAAUGAGCCUCUCAUAGCAAACCCAGAGCCUAUGAGUCAGCCUGCAUCCUACAGCUGUAACCCCUCACAUCCUCUGCUCAGCAUCCACCACACUCUCUAUGAAGAAGAGGAGGAGCAAGGCCACAGGGACAAACUCGUUGAAAGACCUGGUGAGCUAAUCGCUGCUGGAGAGUGCUGAAGGCACACAAACAGACAAGCACAUAUUCACACCUGUCAUCGUUUGACCUUAGCACCAAGCCAUGGAAGGGUAAAUUGUUCAUAACCACCUCACAUGAAGCAGCAGUCACACUGUUUCACCUACUGUGCUUAAGGUGGAAGCACUAAGGUCAGAAAUUUGUACCGUCUACCAGGGAGAGAGACAGUAAAUUGAUUGUACAUACAGGUUUUUUCGAAAAGAUCGUUCUUUGCAAGUAGACAACCAGUUCUAAUGAAGCAUAUCACUCAAGAUUCAGAGGCAAUUUCCCUGACUAAGUGCAAACACUGGUGCUCACUUGAAUGUUUUUCUGUGACAUUCCAAAUCUAAGUUUGGGUACAUCAAAUAACGAAUAAGUUCAAUUAGAAUUAUGUUGUGCUUUAUACGUCUCAGUGUACACAUCAAUGACAACUUUCCAAAUGAUUUUAUCCUCUGAAUAUAUUGUUUUGUGGAUUUCAGCAGGUAUCCAAUGCAAUAGAGCAUAUUUAUCUUUAAAUUAUGCAAAUGCACACAACCCUUGUUGCAAUAAUAUGCAUAUCUACAAAUUUUCA
This is a messenger RNA of Silurus meridionalis, 4186 nucleotides long. It is a transcript of the gene panx2, whose product is annotated as pannexin 2. Gene Ontology annotation, molecular function: channel activity. The transcript has 6 exons. Lineage: Eukaryota; Metazoa; Chordata; Actinopteri; Siluriformes; Siluridae. The record is from RefSeq and is a predicted model, not a curated record. Bases 1998 to 3620 code for a protein of 540 amino acids. Gene Ontology annotation, biological process: monoatomic cation transport; positive regulation of interleukin-1 production.